Molecule: messenger RNA, 2337 nt
Organism: Colletotrichum truncatum
Lineage: Eukaryota; Fungi; Ascomycota; Sordariomycetes; Glomerellales; Glomerellaceae
Product: m6 family metalloprotease domain-containing protein
Biological process (GO): proteolysis
Molecular function (GO): peptidase activity
Source: RefSeq, a predicted model, not a curated record
AUGGAUUCUUUCCUGAAGCAGCAGGUGCCAUCGCAAAAGGCCGGUGACCAGAUAUGGGUUUCUUGGCGCACGAAAUGUUGCUCCCCUCACAUUGAAGCGAAAUGUGCAGCCGUGAAGCAAAAGCAGGGGAUAUGGAAGGAGAAGGAGCCAAAGCCGGAGCGGGGAUCGAACCAACAUGAGGUCAGAGGGAGAAGAUUCCCCCGCCUUCGUGUCCUUUUCCUUUUCUUGUUGACCUGUGCCAGCAUUUGGUGGUAUGCCUAUCCGUCGUACGUCGAUUACCACUUCACCGUCGGCGAUAUGAAGCUCGCCAAAGGACAAAACGGCCUCCAGGCCUUUGUGGCCGCGGUCUUUGCCGCUCUUAGUGUCAAUGUUGCAGCUGCUGUGUCGUGCAACCCGUACACACCCUUCGAGCCCAUUGACCCUCAGAAUUGGGUGAAUCCCGACAAUAUGACGUGGGACGACUGGGUGAAGCCGCCCGGUACUGACUGGUCGAACCCCGCUCGCAAGGGUUCCAACCGCAACUUCAACAUCGCUCUUGUAGUUGUGGACUAUCCUGAUAGGAACUUUACAAUCAGCCAGCCUGCGCACUCGACCAUUUUUAACAACCCGCAACCCGCUGCUGCCGACAUUCCGCGGGAGAAGGUACCGACUUUCUAUCGCGAUCUUCUAAACACACCAAAUGAGCUAAACCAGGGCCACACCCUCCACGAAUACUGGAUGGAGGACUCUGUUGGGCGAUUUGGAGUUGACUUGACCGCGUUCGGUGCUUAUCGACUUCCCGGUAAUGGAUACCACUACGGUAUCUCUGACGACAUGAAUCCUGGCGCGUGUCCAGUCGGAGAAAUAUGUAAUCUUAAUAUUCGAACGGAUGCACUUAAUGCCUGGAGAAACGAUGUCGGCAACGAAACUGCACAGCAAUUUGAGCUGGUCUUCAUUCUCUCUGCUGGCCAGGACGAGUCAUCGACAUGGCAAGAAUUCGGCGAGAUGAUGUUCAACGGUCCUGAGGAUGUUCCUGAUGAAUUCGGCCCACCAAAGACUGGCAACACUUCCUUGCCGAACUGGGCACGCACCCGUUAUGUUCCCUGGUCGUCUUGGGCGGCAGCAUCUACACUGUGGCCCAACGCCGGAGGCGGCUCUUCCACUCAAGGUGAGAGCUCUGGCAUGGCUGUUUAUGCCCACGAGCUGAGCCACCUGCUGGAUAUUGGUGACAACUACAAUAACCCUUAUGGUACUCCAAUGCGGAGAGCUUACACCGGUAUAUGGUCUAUGAUGUCCAGAGGUUCUUUCAAUGGCCCUGGGGGACCACACACCAGAUGGCAAAUCCCAGCGCUCCAGGGCUCGUCCAUGGGAUCGUCGCACACCCUACGUGACAAGUUCCAGCUUGGGCUCAUUGAGAGAUCCGAUAUUCUCUGGCUGUCCCGUGAGGCAUUGGCGACUUCUGGAAUCGCUGUCGCACAGCUGACGGCUCGCUCCGUUGACCCUGGCGAUGGAUUGAUGGGAAUCCGGAUCAUCAUGGACGCUGACCGAUCGCCAGCAUGCAAUGCCACAACUGAUCCUCUGUGCGACGGCGGUGGCUGGAACAACUACGACAUUGAAGUGGUUGACCGCAUGGGUGCCGACUCUUUUACCCCCGACUCGGGUGUUUUGCUCAGCAAGUCAAAGGAUGUUGACCGUCAACCCUUCCAAUGGGUCAUUGACGCUCACCCAGAAGACAUUGAACUCGUCGACUUCUACAGACCCAAUGGUACCGUAUCAAUGAUUACCAUAGGCGACUACCGCCAACUGGCCGAUGCGCUUUUCCACGCGGGGACGAACUCUGGCAGCGAGUUUGAGUAUAUCGAUAAGGCCAAUGAUCUGCACUUUUACAUAAUCGACCGUCAUCGUGACAGCGAAGGUGCCCUUUCAUACACGGUCGCAGUCCGUUCCAUUGGAGGAGAGGGCGGAUUGAACGUCCACGACGUCUCGCUGGAGGAUGGGCUGGUGACGGACUUAAAGCAUAACACGCCGACCGGAAAAGGCGUGACUUGCUCAUUCCAGCUUACGAACAGCGGUUCCUACGUGGCCAUCGACCCGAAUGACGCUCAGCACCCCGAAGAUGUCUCCGCGUUCCUGGACUCUGACGUUUACAGGCUGAGUGCUGAGGUAGAGGGCGCUGGCUGGCGCGUGGAGGUUCCGAAUGCCCUCCUCACUGCCAAAUUCGGCGAGGCCAAGACUGCGCGCGUGUCGGUGGGAGCUGGUGAUGAUGCCGCAGCUACAGCUGUGGUGACUCUGAAGGCCACUUCGGAGUCGGACCCUUCAGUUGUUGCAUCGGCCGUGUGCAAGGUGUCGAAAUCGUAA